AUGAUUUUAGGAUCCAACAAAGACGAAGGCGCACUUGCAGCAGUUGGGCCGUCGAUUGCUUUCCGUGGCCCCCCAGAGGAUUCGGACGCCUAUUUUUAUUCUUACAUGUCCAAUAGCUCCGUCCUAGACCUUCAGCAAGUCGAUAAACAAGUCUACGAAAAAGUUGCGGAGCUUUAUCCUGACGAACCAUCGCUCGGUUCUCCUUUUGACACGGGGAAUCGUACCUUCGGCCUCCCCCGUAUUUUCAAACGGCUAGCUGCGUGGUACGGCGAUCUACAUUACCAAGCCCCCAAAAGAUUCUGGGCUCGCAAGGCCUCUCCACAUCAACCAGUAUAUGUAUAUUAUUUUGACGGACCGCCAGCAUCGAAUGAUCAUGCAUACGGAGGUGUCUCUCAUAGUUCGGAACUGCCCUUGAUUUUCGGAAAUCUCGAUGAAGAAGACUUAUCAAUUACCGAGGUGAAGGAAUAUAGAGCAUUGGCUGAGAGGGUCAGGAAUCGUUACAUCAGCUUCGUGUACGAACUCAAUCCGGGUGACGAUUGGCCCGCUUACACACCGAGGGCCAAAAAAGUCAUGCGAUUCAACAAGAAGAUUAUCGAAGGAGAAUUAAUUGAAGACGAUUGGCGAGCCGAGCAACUGGAGUAUCUGAACAGUGAACCUGCCCAGAACACUUACUUCACUUAA
Molecule: messenger RNA, 681 nt
Organism: Puccinia triticina
Lineage: Eukaryota; Fungi; Basidiomycota; Pucciniomycetes; Pucciniales; Pucciniaceae
Exons: 5
Coding region: 1-681 (226 amino acids)
Source: RefSeq, a predicted model, not a curated record